AUCACCUACACCCCGUCCACUUGGUGGCACACAACCCGCGAUGCCGAGCAGCGCCGGCAGGACGGAUUCGAGUGCUGCAUCUUCCUAUCUUCCUACGAAAGAUGGCCGCGUCAUCGACUCCCUGCCAACUCCUUGGUCACCACAGCCAGCCAUCAUGUUUCACUCGAUAACAGCCUCGGUUGCUCCCUCCAACCAAACGAUCGCAGUGGACUGGUCAUACAACGUAGUCAACUCCUCCACUCCAAACACGUCGAUCGCGGCCCCGUGCUGGAUACCGUUCCAAGUUCACGUGACUCCAGCACAUGAGCCCACCACUCUCGACGCCGCCGAGUCCAUCACGACUGUGCUGGGCCUGUGGAGUCCAACGAAUGGCGUGCAAAGAGGGCACUGGGAUGCCUCGCUGUUUCCAAACCAAACGUACACGUUUCAAGUGUUCUCGUGGCCACACAACGGCACGACCAGCCAGAUUGAAGCAAGAUGGCCCGACCACACAAUCUGCAAAUGGCUCACGAACGCGUCGUCGAAGUCGUCCCUGUCAAAUCCUCUCGUCUGGUCACGCGAAGCCCGCCGAUCAAAGUCGGACGACGACGCAAUGGACAACUCCAUCGUGCUAUUCCUCGGUGCCUGCGGUGUGAUCUCCGUGAUCUUUGUGCUUCGGUUAAUUGUGUUGAUGGUGGUGAUGCGCCACAGCAAGAUGGACCUGUUUGCGUCGCUUUCAAACGGCAACAGCCACACGCGGCCGAGUAUUUCACCGCAGCGGUCUCCCCGCCGGCAGUCCAGCAGGUGGACAAGGUCCAAGUCGCAGUCCAAGCGCGGGAUGAAGCUCGUGACAAGUGCCGCCGCGCUGUCGGACGGCCCGCCAUCGCCUCACCUCGCCAUGCAAAUCAAACUUUACAACGGAGAGUACCACCCAGAAGUCGAGCCCGUGGUCAAAGCAAUCGUUGCGGUCGAAAAGCAGUCCCAACUCGAGCUCAAGAACAAAUUGAGGACCGAAUUGCGCGAUGCCGACGUGCACGGCCACGACUUGUCCGAGGCCGAGCGCCAGCACACCAAGCACCACAAGUUUGUGAUCGACCUGCACGAUGGCGUCGAGAUGCAGCUCUUGCACAUGUGGAAACCAUCGACCAAGCCGACGCUCGUCUACGCCAACGAUCUCCUCACAACGAUUCGGUGGCAAGUGGCACGCAAACCCACCGACCGUGAAUUCGCAAGCGGCGGCCCACACACAUUGCAUUUCGUCGACGUCCACGCCAUCACGGCGUGGACGAACGCGCUGCCGCCGCCGUUUGCGGCUAAGCACCAGUGCCUGAUCGACGACGCAAGCCACAAGAACCCCAGCAUCUCAAACGAACCCAAGGCCAGUGGCUUCUUCGCUGUCAUGGUGGAGUACACCCACGCAAAAAAGCGAGGAAAAACCAAGCAAGUCAUGAUUCGAGCCCAAGACGAGAACGACCAGAUAUUCCUCGUGCAAACGCUGACAAAACUGGUCGCCUCUGCCAAGAAGCGUCGUGACCCCACGAAGCCAUCGACGAUGCCUGUGCAGGCUGCAAUGCCAGGCCCGUCGACCGCGCCAAAUCUAGCUGCGGUGGCAGCACCACCACCAGCGCAGGUCGCAGUCGCCGUGCCAUUGGUACCAUCGAUCGAUCCGGCUGAAGAACGAAAUCGCAUGGAAUGAGCAGCGGUCGCAGGGAGCCGUGCAGCGCCAUCAGCGACUACAAUCUGCAGCGCUGCACGCAGUACUAAGACGUAACACGGUGGGCACCUGCUAGAACCCAGGCGAAAAAUACCCCUUCGCACUCGUGAGUUCGUACAACGUGCCUGGCAUUUCAUCUCUAAUUUUACCCAGCGACAUGAA
Molecule: messenger RNA, 1855 nt
Organism: Aphanomyces invadans
Lineage: Eukaryota; Oomycota; Saprolegniomycetes; Saprolegniales; Verrucalvaceae
Exons: 3
Coding region: 41-1675 (544 amino acids)
Source: RefSeq, a predicted model, not a curated record